Molecule: messenger RNA, 8104 nt
Organism: Gadus chalcogrammus (walleye pollock)
Lineage: Eukaryota; Metazoa; Chordata; Actinopteri; Gadiformes; Gadidae
Exons: 3
Coding region: 54-4361 (1435 amino acids)
Source: RefSeq, a predicted model, not a curated record
CCGUGUCAGGAUAACAUCGUUAACAGAGACCACCUGACGGUAAGGCAAGACAGAUGGACGCAGUGGAGAAAACUCUCACUUACAGAGAUGACACCGUGCUGUACGGAAAGCGGCUCCCAACGGACCAGGGCAAGUACCCCCCAAAGACCCAAACGGACGAGCCCAAUUAUGUGGAUUUGGUUGACAUGAAAUCGGAUGGCACAAAACCCGUCAAAGGGACUUUUCCCGGGGAAGCCGAUCAGCCUGACUUUAUCCAACGAGAUAUAAGCGCAUUGGCACCGAAUGAUUUCCCCGGCAAGGGUGUCUGUGAUUGCAAAGUGAAUGCAGAGGAUUUCCCGGGAGAAUAUUUCCAAGACAGGUGGUUCGACAUGACGGUCACCGAUGAGGUCGCCGAGGAAGCGCGGUUACUUGGGGGGAACGGUCCGGACACCAACACGGAGCCGGGGGGGACCGCGCUGCCCCGAAAUGAACACGACCCGCGCGCUGGCAGCGAAAGUAUUUGUAGCAGAAGUGAUGACAUGGAAUACACGGACAUGUACUUGAACAGCAAAACUGAGUCGGACCACGACGACGAGAGCGAGGGGCUGUCGGAGCCCCACGAGCCCGAGCAGGUGGAGGACGAGUCCCACUACAUCACCACGCACGAGAUCCAGCUCACCGAGCUAGACCACGACGUGGACUACGACCACCACGGACGAGGGGACUGCGAGGACGACAACCUGGUGUACACGUUCGUGGACUACGCUCUGUUCGAGAGCGACGAGACCCAGGGAGACAGCGGCUGCAUGGGGAUAAAAAACAAGACGAUGCUGAACAUUACGCACGAGUACAAAGGAGCCGCGGCGGACGCGGGGCGGGAGAGCGACUCGGACAACAGCUCGGACGAGAGCGUGUUUAAAAACGAGUGCGUGAACACGCAUCAGGAAAGGUUGAUUCACUUGUCGAUCAAACCCGCGGCCAGGACCACGGAGGACAGCUCGGACAACUUCUCAGCCAAUGGGAACGCGUGCGGGCACGUCCAGCCGGCGCCGUACCGAGGCCGCUUUCUGACAAACAUUAACCCGCGAGGGUGUGAUUUUAUCCCCGCUCCGGGACGACAGCAUCUCGCCACCAAACUGCGGUGGAAAGAUGUCAACUCCAGCGGCGCGUCGAGUUCCAUCAGCGAGCUUGACGACGCCGAUAAGGAGGUGCGUAAUUUAACGUCCAAGACGUUCCGUAGCCUGGCCUGUCCUUAUUUUGAUGCUAUCAAUAUGAGCACUUCCAGUGAGUCCUCAAUGUCGGAAUACGGGCUAGGGCUCAACAAGUGGUCUGCUUUUGUCAACUUAAACCACGGUAAUAUCUCACAGCACACCGAACGUGGGGUCUUUGCGCGCAAGAGUUCCAGCGCCAUGUUCGCACUGAACAACGCCGCUGACAGUAAGACUAAAGAGAGCAACCCGAAGACUCCCCAAACCAAGUUUGACGCGGCUAACAAAAACGAAGCGCGUUCUAAACAACCUUCUUCGUCCUCCAACAUAACACAAGCAGAACAACCCCAGAGGGGUGACGUUUUCACGUUAACGGAAACGAUUAACUUCCAGGUCGAAGCGGAGUUACCAGAAAGUACGAGACAGUCCAAAUGUUCUAAAGGUGUGCACGGGUCGUCUCGCACCAAAGAGGGCGUGGCGAAGGGAAACACUCAAAAGCGGGCAACGUUUGCGUCGAGUCACUUGAAAAAUGUUAUUUCCAAAAAAAUGCAAUUUGAAAAUGAUCGUCAACUAGAAAUGGGCGACCUCGCCUCACGUUCUCCGUGCUCACAAUGCAGAGAACAGGAACACAGUCAGGGGAGAGGGCUGCACAGGCAGUCCUCAGAGUCAGGCUCAGAGUUCACCGUCAACUCUCUCGAUGAAAUUGGUUAUGAAGGCAUGAGGCCUCACUCCUGCGAGACCAGAGAAGACGAGAAAAAAACACAUUUCCCAGAGAGGGGGUGCAUUGAGAACCUUGAUCCGUUGGAAACCCACAAAGCUGGGCUCAACCACAGCCAGUGUAGCGCCUUCACGUUACUAAGAGGUGAGGUGGAGGCUCAAAAGGCACCUCAGGGUGCCCAUGACACCGCCCCCGCCACAGCACCUACAGAGAAGGAAGCCCCCGAUGGCAGCGGUGUCGGAAACAAACUGUCCCACCUUUUUGUUCCGAGCUCCCUUCGUCUUUCAAAGGAGAAAGACUCAGAGGAGCGGGACCCACCAGGGGCCGCAGCGCAGAGCGGCCGAGAGCCCGUUGUGUACCGAAAAGAAGAGGACGAGAGGGUCGCCAAACCGCCCGAGAUAAAGAUACGCUUGAGGGCCGCAAAAGAAAACAAAGGUCACAUGCUCAAUAUUGCUAACCUCCUAACCCCUGAAAUAAGCAACACGGUGAAAACGCUGAAGACGGCCGGGUACUCUAGGCUUCAGGUGCUCUCCGCCCCGGACCGCAUGCCUCACUUCACCGUCCGCGACGUCAGGGAGAACAAGUGUAAGUUUCAGGCCCCCAUCUAUCACGUCAGAGACGUGCGCAAGUUGGUGAAAAGUUCCUAUGGAUUUGUCACCGCCGAUAACGCCGAUAACAGAUGUCCUGCCUCCGCGCCGGCAGCGGCAGCAGAGGGGUCCGACGACACGGGCAAAAGAAACUCAAUCAAACACGUGUCCCCCUCUCCGAUCUUCAUCAAAUGCAACUCGGUGAAAACAAACAGUGACGGCAAACCGGACCCGGCUACGGCGGAACCAUCGCCGCCCAAACCGCCGGAGGCCAGCCGGUUCUCCCCCAGAGGGGAGGGUUCCUCCUCACACUGGGCCGCCUACAAGGGGACCCCCGCCGCGGCCAAGCCUCCUCACCUCGACCCGCCGAGACAGGACCGACAGACGGGGGACGGCGGGGAGAGGAAGAACGACCCCAAGGUGCCCAACCAGGCGGCGCUGGAGAAGCUGCAGGCGGCGGUGAAGACCAUGGAGCAGCUCUACGUGUUCGACCGCAACGAGUGGAAGCGCAAGGGCCACGCCCCGCAGCCCGUCAGCAACAGCCACGUCCUGUCCCUCAUCGCCAGCGAGGAGCACGGCGCCGAGGAGAUCGCCGCGGCAACCGGGGGUCGGCGGUCGGGGGAGCCCGACGCGAUCACGGGCGGCCGGGCGAACCCGUCGAUGAUCAAAACGGGAAGAGAGAAAGAGAGCAAGGGCAUCGUUUACGUCCCCGUGAACAGAGAUCCCGUCGGGGCGCAACCGCAGCUGAGCAAGACCUACUGUAAGAAGAGCGUGCUCCAUUUGGACCCCGGCAAGAGGCAGAGUCGGGACCUCCCCCCGGGUGCUCUGUCCCAGGCCUCCUGCUCCCUCAAAAGCGCCAAGACGCAGGGGGCUCCGCAGUUAGUAAAGAUAGCGGUUCCUAAAGACCGGAGGCAGGUAGAGCUGGUGAGGGCUGCCGACAGCGGUGCCACGGUGACGCCGGCCCACGUAGACCCCGGGAACUACCUGACCAUACCCAGGCAAGGGUACACCAGCGAGAUCAAACUGCUGCCCCCACCGCCCAACGCCACGGGCGAUUCCCCUGCCGCCCAGCCCCAGACGGUGGGUUCACCCAGCUCCCCGCUGGCCCUGCAGACCACCCAACCCCACCACGGGGAGUGUUCCUCCGCGUCCAUCUUCCACCACCACCACCACCGUCACCACUCCCCGGCACCGCCAGCCCCAGGGCCGCCUCAGCCCCAUCUGCCCCGCCCCUCUCCCUCCACCCAGCGCAAGAUGCUGCUGGACCUGACCACGGGCUUCUACUACCUGGUGGACACGCCCCUGCAGCCCGCCACCAAGCGGCUGUUCGACCCGGAGACGGGCCACUACGUGGACGUGCCCAUGUCCCACACCCCCGUCACACCCAUCCCCCUGUCACCACUGACGCUCAGCCCCGGGGUCUACACCCCCACAUACAUGAUGUACCCGGGGCCCAUCCCCCCCUCGCCCGCCCACGCCGACACCCCCGGCCUCCCGGAGGCGGGCCACACCGGCGGCCCGUCGAUCCCGCCCACGCCGUCCUCGUCAUCAUCGUCCCGCCUGAAGCCCGGCCGGCAGCAGGAAGCGGGGGGAGCUGAGAGUCCGUAUUACAGCGCCACCGGGGAGGCCACAGACGAGCAUGUGCCCCCCCCCACGCACGUUAACGUGCCCAACCCCAGUCGCACGCACCUGCCCACGCUUCGACUUCCCGGGCCGGCGUCGGCGAUGGCGGGACGUGGCGGCGGCCGGGGCGGCGCCCAGAGGAAGCCAGUUAUCAGCAUCACAAGUCAACAACAACAGGGCCCCAGAAUCAUCGCCCCGCCCUCCUUCGACGGGACCACCAUGAGCUUCGUGGUGGAGCACCGGUGAGGCUGCCAGAGAACACAUUUUCGGACGUCUCCUCUGAAAAAAAGAAAAGACUGUUCAUUUGGCGUCCAUUCAACCAACCGCCAAUCAGAACGCCAACCUCCAAGUCAUGUUAUCAGACCGCCCCCCCCCUCCCCCUCUCAUCAACCAUACCGCCUCUUCAACCUCUAACGUCCCCAUGCUCUGUGUCCCCCCCCACUGCAUUCUGUAGGGUAAGGUUAUAAUAGGCCGCCCCUCUCUGUGUGUCCUGCUAUAUAGAAGCUGCUUGGUCGAGUUUUCUACUCAGCUGUUCGUCUCUCACCUAGCCGUACACACACACACACACACACACAGACACACACACACACGCACACACACACACACACACACACACACACACACACACACACACACACACACACACACACACACACACACACACACACACACACAUACAGACACUGUUGGGUCACCGUGCGAUGUCAGUUCAAAAGGAAACAAAGGGACCACUUGUCUGCAUUGCACAAUUAUUUUGUAUUUUGUACAUUUCAAGAACAGAAAGAUGAGCGUGCCAAAGCGACGUCGCGGUGUGUCCUGUAUUAAACCGGCGUGACGUCCUUCCUCCAAUUACCUUUAUGUUGGCCAUCAAGGGCCGAAGCACGUUCCUACUUUCUACUUGAAGUACACGCACACCCCUUGGUAUUCUGUGUCAUGAAAAAAAGCUGCUAAUACCUGCACCACUGGACGUGAUGAACAUGUGAUGUUGGACGCACCGUCCCCCUGACGCCCACAACUGUUAUUGUUGUUAUGGCGAUGAGAGAAGAAGAAGAAGAAGACAGCGAAGGAUCGCACUCAGGCGUGUUGCCGUGGCCACACAGAGCUGGGACUCUUGCUGAGAGACGUUCUCAUAUGCGUAUAUGUAUCUAUAUAGAUCUAUAUGUAUAUAUAUAUGUAUAUCAGUAAUGCUCAACGUGUUUUGAGCCGGCCUGUGGCAAAGACAUGGAGGGGACGGCCUCCUCUAUUGGCGUGCUGCAGUGCUUGAUCCCGACGAAGCGGCCGCGAGGUGUGCUGUCUGUGUGAAUGUGUGAAGGUGUUUGUAGUUGGAAGAGUUAUGCAUGGCAUUCUGGCACGUACACAUGCAAAUACACAGGGGAGUCGCGUUACCCCGCUGGAGAAAGGAGCCACGCAGUAUCAAACGCAAGGAGAGAUGAGUGUAUCAGGGUGUGUGUGUGUGUGUGUGUGUGUGUGUGUGUGUGUGUGUGUGUGUGUGUGUGUGUGUGUGUGUGUGUGUGUGUGUCUGUGUGUGUGUGUGUGUGUGUGUGUGUGUGUGUGUGUGUGUGUGUGUCUCUCUAAAUGUACAAUGUGUUAACAUGCGUUAGGUCAUUGAACCUUUUAAUCUUUACGAUCUAUCCAUUGACAAUCGUAUUGUCUGUAGGUUUCAAGCAAGUCGAAGCACGCUAAAAUUAUCAACUGUUAUAAAUUCUGAUGCCGUUUUGUAAAUAAACGACUUGUGUAGAAGCAUAUUAUGUCAGUGAUUUGACUUGUUUCCUUUUAAAGUGAUUACUCGCAAUAGUGCAAUAACAGAUCCCUGUGUUGUUUAUAGUUUGAUUCUGUUUUAUUGAUUAACUAUCAGUCCGUUAUGUUCAUUCAGAUUGCUAUAAGGUUAGCGUGCUUAACAUAAACCAUGAUAGGUAUUUGGAUCUGCUGGUCAAUCCAUCUACCUUAAUUCUUCAAAUUGUUAUUUUGCCAUAACGUACUCGCAGAGAUGAUUUUAAAUAUUUGUUAUGGUGCAGUUAUUCGGACAUGGCCAGUCCUAUAUUUGACUCCUCGAUCCAUAAUAUAUAUCAAUAAAUUGUAAUUUAAAAUUGGACGUAUGAUUAUAUUCCUUGACUAAUACAAUAAUUUAAAUUUACGUCCAUAUUAAACUGUACUCGUCCCAUUGCCAUUGAAGAGCAGUGCAAAUUAUUUUGUGUAUUUAAAACGUGAGAGAAAAAAUUAUGAUAGUAAAACAAAAGAAUGAAUAAAGUAUCCUUAGACGUGAAAUCUGAACCCAAAAAAGAUUAGUGUAGAGUCAAAAUAUACACUAGUAUAUCUCAUAAUAUACUAGUUUCAUUUAAUUAUUUAUUAUAUGUAAUUCCAUUGUGCAAACCUCACUUUAAGCUGCAUAGUGAAUCUCUUUCCUUUAAGAUGAAAAAGGAUCCUAAAUGUAUUAUUUUUGUUUCUUUAUAGACACUUUAUAGACAGAUGUAAAUCAUAUUUACAUCUAGUAUUUUGUCACCAGCAAAUGCAAACUAAUUAAAAAUAAUGACAGCAAAAACAUAGCAGUAUCACAUUAUGGACCGUUGUUGUUCAGCUGAGACCGAAAUAUUCAUACCGUAUUACUUUCCCACAAAACAUGCCAAACACUGGUAUAUUCUUUGAACCAAUGUUCUUUUGACCAUACUCAAGAGGACAAUAUCAAAACCAAAAAAUUAAAAAGAUCUGCUUGUUUUUGAUACAAUUUGAAAAGAAAACUGAAAGUAGUUGAAUGUGAGAUGGCCUGAGCAUGGUUUAUGCAGAUGAUACAUGAAUGUGGAUUGCUUCCCCAAAGAGAGAGAACGAGAGAGACUUGUGAAGACAGAUAGACUAAAGGAAGUUUUUGUAUGUGCACAAGAAAGUGAUAUUUGGCAUACUGUAGGCCUGACAAGCCAACAGCUGUUUGAAAUAAAAUCUAAAUGCAGGCCAACUGAAUGUUCUGUGUCCAUUUGUGUUGAGGCAAUCAUCAAAUGCCUUAAUUCAGCUAUGUAUGCCUACCUAUUCAAUGAUCUUCAAAGCAGAUACAAAUACAGUCAGUGGUCUAAGGUUGAAUGGCCUUUAAGAAAAGAAAAUUAUGUAAUACUUGAAAAGUAAAUAUAUAUCAAAAUCUAAAUAUAUAUAAAUAUAUAUCAAUAUCAAAACCCUUCAAGGUUUUAUAGGCACCAAUUCAUCAUGCAUUUAAAUUAAAAUGAAUACACAAAGUAAUCCUUUAUGCAUACUAAAUGCCUAAAGAGUAUAACUUAAAGACGACAUGGUUGAAUUUAACCUUCAAAUGUGUCAUGCAUGUUCUCCCACGAAGUUUACCGUUGGAAGAUAUAUCACAACCGUUGGAAGAUAUAUCACAACCAAUAACCGAGACUUCAAUGGUGAUCAAAUAGAUUUACGACAAGAGGCUUGCAGAGAGCCUCGGCAUCCACAAGGCUGCAAGCUUAGCUUUCUGGUGUCACAGAGACCGCCAGCCAGCCCCAGGGACCUAAGUUUAUCCCCGACAGUUUGCUGGUUUGUUUACGCCGUUGCUAUGGUCACGGCAAGACUGGCAGACACUGGUUUGCCCCCAGCUGCUCUCGGUGGUUUCUGAAGAAUCUACAUUAGGACCCAGUUGUUGCGCUCGAAUGCCAAAGGGCGGCUCUGAUGUCACAACUGGGACGAGAACAGAUUUGAUUGAUUGGCUAACCUGCUGUGACAAUUCAGCUAUGGGCUCCUGGUCUUUAUUUAUAUCCGAUGAAUUUAAACUGAAUAUUAUAAUAGUACCAAAAUAAAGGAUAACUUAAGAAGAGAUCAUGCAACGGUGAACUUCCACUUCAAUUAAAGCAUAAAUAUGUAUAGGGUAUUACAUUCCAAUUCAUUUAAUUGUAUUUAACUAAGUGGAAGAUUACCGUUUAGUUGUUUUAGUUAAUCUAUCCUUUAUUAUAUUGAGUAUAUAUUACACAGUGUGUGUGUGUGUGUGUGUGUGUGUGUGUGUGUGUGUGUGU